Molecule: messenger RNA, 2301 nt
Organism: Alternaria postmessia
Lineage: Eukaryota; Fungi; Ascomycota; Dothideomycetes; Pleosporales; Pleosporaceae
Exons: 3
Coding region: 1-2301 (766 amino acids)
Biological process (GO): polyphosphate catabolic process
Cellular component (GO): membrane; fungal-type vacuole
Molecular function (GO): exopolyphosphatase activity; endopolyphosphatase activity
Source: RefSeq, a predicted model, not a curated record
AUGAUAGACAUGCUGCGCGUACGGGACGCAUGUUUAUGCGGGCUGCUCUUCUGGGCACACGCGACAGCGGCCCCGCCUAACGCGGCAGGUGCUGCAGAAAACAGCCGCGAUGCGGGUUCUGGAUCCAUAGACGCGGAUAGUCGACGAAAGCUUGCGGGCAGGUUCCUCCAUAUUACAGACUUUCAUCCUGACCCAUUCUACAAGACAUAUUCCAGCACAGAAUCCGACGCAGCGUGCCAUCGCAGACAUGGACCCGCUGGCCUUUACGGCGCAGAAACCACCGGCUGCGACUCCCCCUUCGCGCUCGUCAACCAGACGUUCAAAUGGAUAGAAGACAACUUAAAAGACGAUAUAGACUUCAUAAUAUGGACCGGCGACUCGGCGCGACACGACAAUGACGAGGACAUACCACGGACGCAGAAGCAGGUCAUCGAGCAGAACGAGUACAUGGUCUCCAAAUUCGCUGAAGUUUUUGGACUGAGCGGCCAGGGCCAUGGCCCCAACAGCUUCGAGAUACCCAUAGUACCGACUUGGGGAAACAACGAUAUCAUGCCACACAAUAUUUUCACACCCGGCCCAAACAGAUGGACCAUCAAGUAUCUCGACAUAUGGCGGGGCUUCAUACCUGAGGCGCAAAGACAUCAGUUCCAGCAAGGAGGAUGGUUUUCAGUCGAGGUGAUUCCAGGAAAGCUGGCUGUUAUCAGCUUGAACACCAUAUACUUCUUCACCUCCAACUCGGCUGUUGACGGCUGCGCAAAGAAACACGAACCCGGGUACGAACACAUGGAAUGGCUGCGCAUUCAGCUUCAAAUCCUGCGAGAUCGCGGCAUGAAGGCUAUACUCAUCGGCCAUGUACCACCCGCUCGAGUCGACAGCAAAGAAAGUUGGGACGAGACAUGCUGGCAAAAGUACGCACUCUUCGGGCGACAGUUCCGGGACGUCAUCGUAGGAAGCCUCUAUGGGCACAUGAAUAUCGAUCACUUCAUGCUACAGGAUUUCGAACAUAUCGAAAAGGAUACAGAAAAUGGAAAAAUGGGAGCAAUCAAAAGCAGGCCUUCGCUAGCCAACGAUAUCAAUCUUCUUGAAGACGGAGAAGUAACAGUGGCGUCUGCGUCCGACUACUUACUUAAUCUAAGAGAAGCUUGGGCUCAGCUACCUGCGCCCCCAGCGAAGUCGAACAAGAAGUCGCGGUCGAAGAAUGUCGAUGAAGGGGAGGACGGAGAUUCGGUAUGGGCAUGGCUCGUAUCCAUGUUUGGGAAAUCCUCGAAAGAUCGGAAGGAAGAGAGGAAGAAGUAUCUGGAGAAGAUUGGUGGAAGAUACGCUGAACGCUAUGCGGUAACACACGUCGCACCCAGCGUAGUACCGAACUACUUCCCCACCCUUCGCAUCAUCGAGUACAAUAUCACUGGCCUGGAACACCUCAACGUAGCCUCUAGCCCCAUCAGUCUACCAAUGAUCGAUACACCCGUUGAGCAACUGCCGAUCACCGCCACCGAUUUCGACGACGACGAAGAUUACUUACGAGACGUUGAGACUGCGCGAAAGAGGAAGCACAAAGGCAGGAAAGACAAGAAGAAGCAACGAAAGUACAAAUUCAAGGUUCCAGACGGUCCCUCGAAAUCUGCCCCGCCUGGUCCAGCAUACUCGCCGCAGACUCUAACAUGGACGCGACAUGUUCAAUAUUUUGCAAACCUCACGCACAUCAACAACGACUUUCUCGAGCCUCCGCCGGAGAUUGCCGAAACUGCCGCCUCCAAGAGUUCGAUAAAUGAAGACUCCGCAAGUACCAUUUUCGGUUUUGCGGUCAGCCCGGAUGGCAAGCUGGAGAACAAGAAGUGGAACGAAGGCAAGCACAAAAAACACCAGGGCAAGCAACCUCGGCCAGAGCCACAUCCCAACGAGUUUGUAUUCGAGAUUGAGUACGACACGAAAAAGGACAGGGGGUUCGCCGAUCUCACAGUAAGGCGGUGGGUGGAGUAUGCCAGGAAGAUUGGAUCAUCUGCAUCGAAAAGUGCUCAAGUUGAAGAAGAGGAAGUAGCAGACAUGGUCGGAGAUGAAGAUUUUGAGACGGAUGAAGACGAAGACGACGAGCUCAAUGCGACGAAGGGAAAGAAGCACAAGCAUAAGAAGGGGAAGAAAGGAAAGCAUCAUAAGAAACACAAGGCGUCAAGGGAAUGGUUCACUUUCGUUAAGCGAGCAUUCGUGGGCACCAUGGAUCCUCACGAAAUCAAGCAAUUGUUCAACGCGGGAUUGUCAUCAUCAGAAGCAUCGGAAGAGGCGCAGGAGAUUAUGGAGUUGUAG